Messenger RNA from Penicillium concentricum, 681 nucleotides. RefSeq names its product Peptidyl-tRNA hydrolase. The transcript has a single exon. NCBI's taxonomy places the organism in Eukaryota, Fungi, Ascomycota, Eurotiomycetes, Eurotiales, Aspergillaceae. The coding region runs from base 1 to 681 and encodes 226 amino acids. The record is from RefSeq and is a predicted model, not a curated record. Gene Ontology annotation, molecular function: peptidyl-tRNA hydrolase activity.
AUGGAACUCAUCCCCCGCCGCCUUCUCUUCAUAGCCUCAAUAGGCAAUCCAGCCCCUUAUCAAAAAACCCGCCACAGCGCCGGCCACCUCCUCCUCGAUGCCCUAAAACCCCUCCUCGAAACCACAAUGCCAAACACAGGCCUCUACCACGAAACCUGGCAAAGUCCAGCCUACAUGAACGAAUCAGGCCCGAGACUUGUGCGAAGACUAGAACAAUGGGCGACGGAACGAGCAAACCGUCUUGAAAGAAUCGCCAAUGUCGCAACUCGUUCUUCGUCAACUACAGACAUCCCCGCACAACCUACAUACCCAACAACACUCGUUAUCCUCCAUGAUGAAUUAUCUAUCGCUCAAGGCAAGGUGCGCGUUAUACGCGGCGGGCCUGAGUCGUUUAGUUUGCGUGGUCAUCGUGGUCUUGUUAGUAUUUGUGAGACGCUGCGCAAGAAGGGAUUGUAUCCGCGUUCGUCUGCGAGUAAGAGUGUUUCGGGGCCGUUGGCGGAUUUAUCGAUCUUGCGGAUUGGUCUUGGGAUUGGACGGCCAACGUCGCAUGAGACGAAGGCUGUUUCGGAUUAUGUGCUGAAGACUGUUACUGAUAAGGAGCUUAAGGCUUAUCAGGCUGCGGCGAUGCCUGUGGUUGUUACUAUUCGGGAUGAGCUUCUGAGACCUGCCGGGAAGGUUUGA